Miscanthus lutarioriparius is the source of this 1008-nucleotide messenger RNA. The record is from the annotation of a GenBank genome assembly. NCBI's taxonomy places the organism in Eukaryota, Viridiplantae, Streptophyta, Magnoliopsida, Poales, Poaceae.
AUGGGCGCCGUGGCCUCGUCGGCGGGAGGGGGCCGGGGACGGGGAGGCGAUGGCACGGUGCUGGGCGACUUGCCGGAGAACUGUGUCGCGGAGGUGCUGCUCAGGCUGGACCCGCUGGAGAUCUGCCGGAUGGCGCGCCUCAGCCGCACGUUCCGUGGCGCCGCGUCCGGGGACGGUGUCUGGGAGUCCAAGCUGCCGAGGAACUACGCGCGCCUCCUCGCCAUCGCCGCGGCCGGCGAUGGGGAAGGGGGCCAGCCCACCGCGUCGGCGCCGGAGGCGGAGCCGCUGCCCAAGAAGGAACUGUACGCGCGGCUUUGCCGUCGCAACCGUUUCGAUGGCGGCAAAAAGGAAUUCUGGCUGGACAAGGGUGGUGGAGGUCUAUGCAUGUCAAUUUCUUCAAGGGCACUUUCAAUAACGGGCAUUGAUGAUAGGAGAUAUUGGAACUUCAUUCCUAAUGAUGAAUCAAGAUUUCACACGGUUGCUUAUCUCUCGCAAAUUUGGUGGUUUGAAGUCAGAGGGGAGGUUGAAUUCUUCUUCCCAGAAGGUACAUACAGCCUAUUUUACCGCGUUCAUCUUGGACGACCAUUCAAGCGUCUUGGACGACGAGUUUAUAGCUCAGAACACAUCCACGGCUGGGAUAUAAAGCCGGUGCGUUUCCAAAUGUCAACUUCCGAUGGACAGCAUGUUCAGUCCAAGUGUUAUUUAACUGAUCCUGGUAUCUGGAUCAAUCACCAUGUCGGUGACUUUGUCGUGAAGGACUCGAGCAGACCAAUAAAUGUCAGAAGUGCGGUUUUACAAUUGCACUUAUACAAGUUACAGAGUAUUUUGCAGUACUGCAAUGUAACUGAAGGGGAUUUGUCAUGUGUACUGGUAUCGUUCAUUAGGAACAGAACAUAUGGAAUCGAGGGUGGAGGGUCUUUGCGUUGCUUUGUGCUCCUUGGUCGGUUGCGCUUAAGUGAUCAUGUCCUGUCCUUGCUUGAGCUGUUGCCAAAGGAUACCAGAGGAUGA